CCAACAUCUAUAAACAAAGGCGCUGCUGAUGCGCUCCAUGUCUCCAGAGCUCCCAGCAAAGGGUGGACAUCAGCGGGCUCUGAGAGCAUCCUUCAGACACUGAGGAAAGACCACAGGAGGACAUAAAGAAAGAAGUCUGUUACUGAUAAAGAAGAGAGGAUAACUUAAAGGCUACAAAGACACUGGUGAUGGCUGAGGCACCUCAGCAGGAACAGCAGCAGCAGCAGGAGGAGGAAGAGGAGCAGCAGCUGCCAAGCUCUGUGGAGACCACUGAGCCUGAUGAAGGCUCAGAGGAACCAAACCAGGUCAUCAAAACGGCUCGACCACUUCUGUCAAUGAGGUCCAUGAGUACCAUAGACCCAGAUGAUGACUACCCCAACAUGACUGUUUACAGAAAGAUUGAAGACAUUAUCAGUCGCAUCCAGGACGAGACAGACGGUGUUCCAAUCAGAACCGUCAAGAGUUUCAUGACAAAGAUCCCCAGUGUUGUUACAGGUGCAGAUAUAGUACAGUGGCUGCUGAAGAAUUUGUCCAUAGAGGAUUCAGCUGAGGCCAUGCACAUAGGAAGUCUGAUUGCAGCUCAGGGAUACUUUUUCCCCAUCUCUGAUCACGUCCUGUGCCUGAAAGACGAUGGUACUUUAUAUCGCUUUCAGACAUUGUGGUGGUGGACAAAAAACAGAGGAAAGCCAUUGAACAGCAAAUACUCUAUAUACCUUUGCAAGCGAACCAUGCAAAAUAAGACGAGACUGGAGCUGGCAGAUUAUGAGGCGGAAAACUUAGCAAGACUGCAGAGGGCCUUUGCAAGAAAGUGGGAGUUUAUCUACAUGCAGGCUGAGGCCCAGGUCAAGAUCGACAGAAAGAAGGAUAAAACUGAAAGAAAAAUCCUUGACAGCCAGGAAAGAGCCUUCUGGGAUGUCCACAGACCUGUGCCUGGAUGUGUUAACACCACAGAGAUGGACAUCAGAAAAUGUAGACGCAUGAAGGAUCCACACAGAGUUAAGAAGUCAGUGUACGGGGUGGUGGAGGAGGGAACACAGUCACAGAGCCCGAUACACAGUUCAUUUCAUCACUGCCGAAAAGGAACGAAAGAGGAUGUUGAAAAAGAAAUUUUAUUUCUAAACACCCAGCUAGAUCGACACUGUUUGAAAAUGUCCAAGGUUGCUGAAAGUCUGAUCAUUUACACUGAGCAGUUCAUGGAGUAUGACCCAUUUGUGACAUCACCCGAACCAUCCAAUCCCUGGACCAGUGAUGACCCCACUCUCUGGGAUCUGGAGAUGAGCAAAGAGCCCAGUCAGCAAAGGGUAAAGAAGUGGGGUUUCUCCCUGGAUGAGGCCUUAAAGGAUCCAGCUGGACAGGACCUGUUCCUCAAGUUCCUAGAGUCAGAGUUUAGCACAGAAAACCUGAGAUUCUGGUUAGCAGUACAGGGUCUGAAAAGGGUUCCCCAGCAGGAUGUUGUACAAAGGGUGCAAGACAUUUGGGCUGAGUUUCUGGCAGAAGGAGCUCCCAGCUCCAUCAACCUGGACUCGCAUAGCUAUGAAAUCACCAGCCAGAACUUGAAAGACCCUGGACGGUACAGCUAUGAGGAUGCACAGGACCACAUAUACAAGCUGAUGAAAAGUGACAGCUACCCACGUUUCCUACGUUCCAAUGUGUACCAGGACCUGCUAACAGCAAGGAAGAAACCUGAAACGGAGCAGGGGCGACGCACCUCCCUGGAGAAGUUCACUCGCAGUGUGGGCAAAUCGCUUACAAGCAAACGACUCACGGGCCUCAUGCAGUCAUCCUGACGAGGUCUGGAUCCCGAAUAGGACCAAUCUUACCCACAGCAGAGGCGGGCAGAUAAGAAGCUUUAGGAAAAGGACUCUUGUUUGUGUGGUUGCAGCUUUGGGAGGCUGAGGGUGUCAAACAAACCAAGACUGCUGAAAUGGAAACCCAACACAUCUGGAUUGCGCCUUCAGAAAAAGGGAGGACCAACAGCACGCAAUAAGUCACCAGAGUUAGCACCAGGGGGUGCUGUUACACUACAGUUUUUCAGCUUUGGAGGAUUUGGUUCUGAAACCAGUAUUGAACAAGACUGAGGGAGAUUUUUUUUUUUUUCUCUGACUGCACUCAUUUUAUUAUGGUAGCUGAGGAGGUUAAUGCUUUACUUUCAGUGAUAUUUACUUGGAAUGCUUGAAUACUUUGACUGAUGUCGAAAUGAGACUUAGAUUAUUGCUGUAGCUUGGUGUUUUUUUCCACUUCACUAUAGGAUGUAAAAAGGGAAGGAAGAAGGGCAGGUUUACAGUGAUCGAAACUUGAAAAGAUGACGGGUACAGAUGUGCAUCAACAUUUUAGUAUAUGUUGAAAAAUGGUUAGGAAUUUGUAUCAAUGACUUUUAAGCAAAAAUAGGAAAUGUGUGCUGCUCAGGCAGAGGGUCUUUCAAUGCUGGGUUACAAAUACUUUUAAGAAUCACAGUUACCUCUAUGUUUUUCACUUUAAGAAAAAAAAAAAGCAUCAUCAGUUUGAGGCUACAUCAAAAUGCACUUUGUGAUAUACUUACAGUGGACCUUAAUUUGAGCAGGCAACUAACAUUUUAUUUCCUUACAGGACAUAGAAGAAUUCAGCAGAAAAAUUUUGAAUUUCCACCAAAGUGAAAUGGUAUUAUCUAACACAUCAAUUCCUUUUAUAUACUGUCUAUUUCAGCAACAUGGCGGACCUUAAAGCAGGACCAGAUUAUGAUCUAAAAUUGUCUCCAUACAGCCCCAGUCAGCAGUUAAAAUCGUAUUACCAUGAAUAUCAAACAUUUUCAUUUUUUAUUUCUUAUUUCAUAAGUUAAACAAUACAAUAGCAAUUACGGAGAAAAAUAUGAUCAUUAUUUUUCUUUUUUUCUUAUCCAUAUUGUUUUAAAAAAUAUACCUAGAGGUUUAAACUAAGCAUACAGCCCAUAUUGAUAAUUCAUCCUACAGCGAAUACGUACCAAUUAGUUAGCUUCUGCAUAUUCCUGCCUACAUAUUUGAUCAAUUUGGUAGAGUUCAUUUAAUAUUUGCAGUCUAAGCUUCUAAGUAUACAGUAAUGCACACAUUUCACCAAGUAUCCCAAA
This is a messenger RNA of Cyprinodon variegatus (sheepshead minnow), 3079 nucleotides long. Its product is annotated as regulator of G-protein signaling 6-like. NCBI's taxonomy places the organism in Eukaryota, Metazoa, Chordata, Actinopteri, Cyprinodontiformes, Cyprinodontidae. The record is from RefSeq and is a predicted model, not a curated record. Gene Ontology annotation, biological process: G protein-coupled receptor signaling pathway; regulation of G protein-coupled receptor signaling pathway; intracellular signal transduction. The transcript has 20 exons. The coding region runs from base 189 to 1787 and encodes 532 amino acids.